Molecule: messenger RNA, 4863 nt
Organism: Bombina bombina (fire-bellied toad)
Lineage: Eukaryota; Metazoa; Chordata; Amphibia; Anura; Bombinatoridae
Gene: DLC1
Product: DLC1 Rho GTPase activating protein
Exons: 14
Coding region: 323-3583 (1086 amino acids)
Biological process (GO): regulation of Rho protein signal transduction; actin cytoskeleton organization; signal transduction
Cellular component (GO): focal adhesion; membrane raft
Molecular function (GO): GTPase activator activity; protein binding; lipid binding
Source: RefSeq, a predicted model, not a curated record
CUGAAAGCCAGUGAGAGGCGAAAAUCUCAAUGUGCAACAGGCUGCAGCGUAGAGUCAGAAAGUCACUCAUUGCAUAGUAACAUUAAAUAGCGGAGCAACCAUGGCACACGUCUGCUGGGAACAGUUUGUUUGGAUAUUACUUACAUGCUAACAGCUGGAUUUUGAUAUUCGUUUCUAAAUUGGGUUGGAAUACUCUUGAGCUUUUGCUGCAAUCUGCAAUGACCAGUACAUCUGUGCUAAGAUUCUUAACAUCCCCUAGCGAAAUCACCAAAGGAGUAUACUAGUGUUUUAACUUGCAUUUGGUCCCGAUCUGGAUCCACCUAUGUGUAAAGAAAAGCUGGACAUAAUGAUCCUAACACAAAUAGAGGCGAAGGAGGCAUCUGAUUGGCUGCGGGCAGCAGGGUUCCCUCAAUAUGCUCAGCUCUAUGAAGAUCUUCUGUUUCCUAUCGAUAUCGCCUCUGUAAAAAGAGACCAUGAUUUCUUGGACAGAGAUGCAAUUGAAGCAUUGUGCCGGCGUCUGAAUACUUUAAACAAGUGUGCUGUGAUGAAACUAGAAAUUAGCCCAAAUAGGAAAAGGAGUGAAGAUUCUGAUGAAGAUGAGCCUUGUGCAAUUAGUGGCAAAUGGACAUUUCAAAGGGACAGCAAAAGGUGGUCCAGAUUAGAAGAAUUUGAUGUCUUUCCCUUAAAUUCAGGACUCUGUGGUGCACAUGAGUUGGCAAAUGCAGAAAGUCAAGACAGCAUUCUUACAGACCUGAGCGAACGCCAAGAAUUAACAUCGAUUCAUAGUACCAGCAGUGAUGGGCACAGGGCAAACCUUCAAAGUGAUGCAAGUACUACUAGAACAAAUUCUGUUAUUAGUGUUUGCUCAUCUGGAAACCUUAUUGCAAAUGAGGAUUCCUUUGGUAGUCUUCCGUCACCAAAGGAGCUCUCUAGUUUCAAUUUCAAUUUGAAGGUUAAUGAAAAGCACUCUAAGUCCAGAACAAAAAGCCUUCUAAAGAGAAUGGAAAGUCUGAAAAUUAAGAGCUCCAGCAGUAAAAAGAAAUUGCAUUCCAAAUUGGGACUGAUUAUAAGUGAACCGAUUUUGCAAGAAGGAGUUGAUGAUGAGAAACUUAAACAACUUAAUUGUGUGGAAAUAUCUUCCCAAAAUGAUAACCAAAAUAAUGCACCUAGAGUACGCAGAAGGAGUACUUCAAACUCUACACAAACUAGUAGCAGUAGUAGUCAGUCGGAGACCAGUAGUGCUGUCAGCACUCCUAGUCCUGUUACAAGAACGCGAAGCUUAAGUGCAUGCCAUAAGCGAGUGGGUAUGUACUUAGAAGGUUUUGAUCCCUUCAACCAGUCAACAUUUAAUGAUGUUCUUGAACAAAACUAUAAAAACAGGAGGAAUUUUAGCGAGGAUGCAGUUUUCUUUAUACCAGAAGACCACAAACCUGGCACAUUUCCCAAAGCACUUUCAAAUGGUGAUUUGUCUCCUUCAGACAGCAGCACUUCAGUCAACUGGAGAACAGGGAGUUUUCAUGGACAUGACCAAAUCAACUUCAGUAGGGAAAAUAGUGUACACAGCUGCAAGAGUUCCAUUAGUAGCCGGAGACGGAAUUCUUGUUGCUCUGAAGGAAGUCGCUUAAGCAUUUAUGACAAUGUACCAGGCACAUUUUUGUAUUCCAGUAACAGUGAUCUGGCAGGCCUGGAAAAUGAAGAUCUCUUUCCAGAACUUGAUGACAUUUUAUACCAUGUCAAGGGAAUGCAAAGGAUAGUGAAUCAGUGGUCAGAUAAAUUUUACGAUGAAGGUGAUUCUGAUUCCAUUCUGGAUUCUAUCUCUCCGUGCCCUUCUUCUCCCAAACAAAUACAUUUGGAUAUUGAUAAUGACUGCAGUGUUCUGAGUGAUCUAGAUAGUACAGGAAACUCAUUGAACGAGUGUGAGGAAAAUACAGUGAUCCAAGAAAGAAGGGAUUCUGGAGUUGGUGCGUCACUGACCAGAAGCAACAGGCACCGAUUCAGGUGGCACAGCUUCCACAGUUCUCACCGUCCAAGUUUGAACUCUGCUUCACUGCAGAUAAACUGCCAAUCUGUGUCUCAAAUUAAUUUACUCCAGAAGUACUCCCUCCUAAAGUUAACAGCACUUCUCGAAAAAUAUACUCCUUCCAACAAACAUGGCUUCAGCUGGGCUGUACCAAAGUUUAUGAAGAGAGUUAAAGUACCUGACUAUAAGGACAGAAAUGUUUUUGGUGUUCCUUUCACAGUCAAUGUGCAACGUUCUGGUCAGCCCCUGCCACAAAGCAUUCAGCAAGCAAUGCGCUAUCUGCGUAGUCAAUGCUUAGAUCAGGUGGGACUUUUCAGAAAAUCUGGGGUGAAGUCCAGGAUACAAGCCCUGCGGGAUAUGAAUGAAAACAAUUCUGACAACUUAACCUAUGAAGGCCAAUCUGCUUAUGAUGUGGCAGACAUGCUAAAACAGUAUUUCCGAGACCUGCCAGAACCUCUCUUGACGAGUAAGCUCUCAGAAACGUUCCUGCAAAUCUAUCAGUAUGUUCCUAAGGAGCAACGUCUCCAGGCAAUCAAGGCAGCCAUUAUGCUCUUGCCUGAUGAAAACAGAGAGGUUUUGCAGACACUCUUAUACUUCCUAAGUGAUGUUGCGGCAGCGGUCGAAGAAAACCAGAUGACACCCACCAACCUGGCUGUGUGCCUGGCACCUUCCUUGUUUCACCUCAAUACUCUAAAAAGAGAGAACUCCUCUCCAAGAGUAAUGCAGAGAAAGCAGAGCCUAGGGAAACCUGACCAAAAAGAUCUCAAUGAAAACCUUGCUGCAACUCAAGGCUUGGCUCAUAUGAUUGCUGAAUGCAAGAAACUGUUUCAGAUUCCAGAAGAAAUGAGCAAAUGCCGUAACUCCUACAUGGAGCAAGACCUGAGGCCGUUGAGCUUAGAAGAACUGGUGAAUGGGAACACAGAGGGUCUGUGUGACUAUAAAUCUUAUCUUCAAGAGGGCAUUGACGUCCUGCUAAAAGAAGCCAGGGACAAGUUUAAGGGCUGGGUCAGUUGUUCCACAUCAGAGCCAGCUGACCUUUCCUAUAAAAAAGUAAGUGAGGGCCCUCCUCUAAGGUUGUGGAAAACUACUAUAGAAAUUCCGGCUCAGCCAGAAGAUGUUCUCCAGCGAUUGCUUAAAGAACAACACUUGUGGGAUGAAGACUUUCUGGAUUCUAAAAUUAUUGAGAAUUUAGAUGACCAGACGGACAUUUAUCAAUUUGUUCAAAACAACAUGGCUCCACAUCCAGCAAGAGACUAUGUUGUUUUAAGAACUUGGAGAAGCAACUUGCCAAAGGGAGCUUGUGUCCUUUUACUCGCCUCUGUGGAUAAUGACCAUGCUCCUUUACUUGGGGUCAGGGUUAAUUUACUACAGUCUAAAUACCUAAUUGAGCCCAGUGGCACCGGGAAAUCUAAGCUUACCUACCUAUGCAGGGCUGACAUGCGGGGCCACAUGCCAGAAUGGUACAAUAAGGUUUUUGGACAACUAUGUGCAGCAGACAUAGUCAGGAUUCGAGAUUCUUUUAUCUAUCAACCGUCAGAAAGUAAAGUUGGAAAUUCAAGAUGACAAACCGAGAAAAAAUAAAUCAAAAUCGGCAAAUGUAUAAUAUGUAUCCCUACAAAGUGCAAAUGGAUCAACAGAAGGAUCGUCGUCAUGGGAUGUGUUAAAAUGAAUCCAGGAAAUUGGACUUUGCAAGUUGUUUUAGGACAGACUGUAAACUACAUUUUUAAAGCUGCUUUAUGUUUGUAUGGUGCCUAUUGUAAUGGCCUAGACUGGAAUUCAUAGGCCUGCAGGUUUUUUUUUUUUUAAAUAUAUAAUGUUGCUUCUGGGAAGCAAAUCUUUUAAUCGAAAGUGUAUAUUGUGGGGCCAGGGGGAGGGAAAAUGCCACAUUCCUUUUAUAUUUUCAUGCCGUUUAAUUUUCAGUGCAUUAAGGGAAGGUGUAUCCACUGGAAUAAUUGGUACUUUAUUUGUUUUCAAUAAUGCAAAACAAUGAUUUGCACAGAGUUACAAUGCUUGAAAGUGUGUGGUCUUUAUGAAUGGAGUCAAGUUUUUUGUGUCUGGUACACUGUAAGACAACUGUACUGGUUUAAAUCUCAGGUUUAAAUUGAGAAUGUCUAACUUUUCCAAAAGGGCCGACUUGGAGGAUUAUAAAAGAUAUUAACAUAAAUUAUUUUGCCCAUAUUCAAAAUGUUUUGAGACCACAUUUCUUUCACCAGUGAAGCAUUCAGAAGCAUCCAUCAGAUGGGUCAUAGAAUAACAGAUAGCUGAGCUUUUCUAAUUUUAACUUUUGAGUUAAAGAUUUCACCAAAAGUGAAUGCAACGACAAAUUAACAGUGAAACAUUAUCAUGCUGAGAAGGACCCAUAUAUUUUUUUUUUUAUAAAUAUACUAUACGUGUAAGUUCUAUUAUCCUAGUAUAUUUUAGGAUUGUUGUAAUCGUAGGAGACUAGGUGCCUAAGGAGGCAACAUGAUAAUUUAAAUACAUAGUUAAAGUAUAUUUUUGCUUUAUUAUAACUGCAGGAUGUUCACUAGUAUUAGUGACUUCAUUUUUCCUUCACCUAUGGGACAGGAACUGAUUUCCUGACAAUCAUUCAUAGCAAAGGCUAAGAAGUUCAUAUUCUACAAACCGCUUUACAGUAGAAAGGUGAAAUGUGGAACGUUGUACAAGUAAUUUAAUUGUAUGAUGACUGAACGAGGAACAUUUAUGAAUGCGAGUUGAAAGUUGUGGUUUUUUUUUUAUGUUACCGUUAUCAGUGUUAUUUCAAAUGCUUUUUAAUGAAGAAUUUAGUUUUUGUCAAAAUAAGUGUUUUAUCAGUGUUCUUUAUUUAGCUUCAAAUAUAAAUAUAU